Messenger RNA from Amphibalanus amphitrite, 6317 nucleotides. RefSeq names its product trichohyalin-like. NCBI's taxonomy places the organism in Eukaryota, Metazoa, Arthropoda, Thecostraca, Balanomorpha, Balanidae. Bases 1 to 4827 code for a protein of 1608 amino acids. The transcript is spliced from 10 exons. The record is from RefSeq and is a predicted model, not a curated record.
AUGUACCAUCCACAUUUGGACGCUGCCUCCCAGCUGCAGGACAUGGUGAAGGAGCUGCGGGAGCAGCUGGCUGCCGAGAGGGAGCUGCGCGACAGUCACCAGAAACGCGCCGAGUCGCUGCAGGAGGACCUAUUUGAGACCCGGACUGCGCGUGAGAGUCUGCUCAGCCAGUUGUCGGAGACAGCCACUACAGCCGAGACGCUGCAGGCUGUGGUCGACGAGCAGAAACGGAGGCCGCACCUGCCGAGCGGUCCCGUCGCCCCUACCUCCCGCUGUGACCGACUCUCUAUCCGGCAGGAGGCGGCGGCGGCCGAGCGGCAACACCAAGCGGCCGCCGAGCGCUCCCGCUACCCUACCCCCUCCCGCUGUGACCGGCUCUCUACCCGGCAGGAGGCGGCGGCGGCCGACCGGCAGCACCAGGCCGCAGCCGAGCGGUCCCGCCAGGAGCUUCAGCAGCUGACGCGCGAGGCCGAGGCGCGUAUCGCCCAGGUGCGAGCGGAGGUGGACGACCGGCUGGCGGCCGCGCGGCGGGACGCCGAGCAGGAGUGGAGCGCCAGGAUGGAGCAGCGUCUGGCGGAGGCCGCCAGGGAGACGGACGACAGAGUGGCGGCGGCACGGGCAGAGGCGGAGGAACAGUGGAGGGAGAGAGUGGCGGAAGCCGAGAGGGAGAGGAAGGAGGAGGGGGAUGUGGAGGCGAGACUGGCGGCGGCGAGGGAAGAGGUGGCAGAGGAGUGGAAGAAGAAGAUGGAGGCGCGGGUGGUGGAGCUGACGGAUGAAAUGGAAAAGAAGGUGGCGAAAAUAAAGGAUGAAGUCAGUGAUGACUGGAAGAGUAAGUUGGAUGCUGAGAUACAGAGGAUGCGGGAUGAAGCAGACGGCAGAGUGGCAGAAGUGAGGAAGAGCGUGGAAGAAGAGUGGCAGAAGAAAUUGGAUACGGCCGUUGCUCAAGCACAGGCUGGACAGGAAGAAAAGCUGGCUGCACUAAGGACAGAUCUACGAAACGAGAACUCAAUUCGAACAGACACACAGCUGGCAGAACUGCGUGCCGCCGAGGAAGCCAAGCUCGCGUCAGUGAAGGCUGAGUUGGCGACCGAGUGGGAACAGAGGGCGGAGGCGCGGGUCGCAGAUGCGUUAGCUGAGGCAGAGGCCAAGUUUGCGGCGGAGAGGAAGGAGUUAGAGUCGAAGUGGCAGCUGAAGACUGAACGCCAGCUAGCUGAUGUACGUGCGGAGGCGGAAACUUCGACGAACGCGCUUAGACAGCAGAUUGACGAGCUUCAGCAUCGUGCUGUGGAUGGGUCCUCGGAUUUCGAUGCCCGGAUUUCGGCGCUUCGGGAGGAAAUUGAAUCUCAAUAUCGCCAAGAGUGGGAGGGACGGUUGUUAGAGGCGGAAGAGAAAAUAAAAAUGAUGCAGGAAGAGCUAGAGAAAGAACGGCAGAACGGGGCUCAACGUCUUGAGGUUGAGCUGGAUAGACGAGUGACUGAGACGCGAGACGGGAUGCAGGUAGAAUACGAGAAGUUGCAAGCCCAGUCGACCGAAACUGAUGAAAGAAUCAAAGCGUUGCAAGAUGAGAUCGAACGGUUGCAGCGUAAACACGAAUGUAUGGAAUCGGACACUCAAACCGAAGUCUCCCACUCAUCGUCUCGAGACGAAUUCGCCGCUGAGAUCCGCGCUGAGCUCGAGUCUUCUGUGCGUGCGGCGGUGACGGCCGAGCUGGAGUCGUCCCACCAGCGGGAGCUGACCGAGCUCCGGUCCUCUGCCGAGGCAGAGCGGGCCGCGCUGCGCUCUGCCCUGGAGCGGGAGCACCAGCAGCGCACCGAGGCGCGCAUCGCCGAGGUACGCGCAGAGGUGGACGCCAAAAUAUCGGCCACGCUGCAGAGAGCCGAGGGCACGCUGGCCCGGCUCAAAGACAACCUAGAGGCCGAGUACGCGCGGAAGGCAGCCGAAGACGCGGCGCGGCUCGGGGCCGAGGCCGACGCCAGAGUGGCCGCUGAGGCUGCCAGACUGGAGGAGGAGCUCGCGGGGAGGAUGAGGGAGGAGCGCCAGCGGUGGGAGGAGGGGACUCGACAGGCGCGGGAGGCGCGGGCUCAGGCAGAGACUGAGAUCAGACGAGAGGCAGCGGCACGGCUGGCGGAGGCGGAGCGGGCGGCGGAGCAGAGGAUAGCGCAGCUUCAGAACCAGCUGGAUGCCACUGAGAAGGAGAGGAGAGACACGAUUCAUAGCAAGUUAACUCCCAGUGAGACGGCCAUUUCCAGACCAAAUACCCCUCGCGUGGCGACCAGCGAGCUUGAUAUCCACAUGCAGGAAGAGCUGACCAGAAUAACGUCCGACUACGAGCACCAGGUCUCCGAGAUACGGGCCGAUCUGCUGAAAGUCAAGGCGGUAUUCGAGGAAGAGAAAAGAACAUCCGAUGACGAAAAGCGUCGCCAGGUGGACCGCUCGGAGGCGGCGCUGUCGGCCGAGCGGCUCCGGUCGGAGCACCAGCAGCAGCAGCUGGCUGCUCUCUCGGCCGAGCUGGCAGCUGCCGGCGCCGCGCGGACAGCUGCCGAGUCGCAGCUGGCGGAGCUGCGCGCACAGCUGGCGCAGAGACACGCGGACAGGCUCUCCCAGCCGCGUGACACGCCACCCGCCGUUGGCUGUGAGCGAUGCCGGGAAACAGACGCCCACCACCACUGUCAGUCCGCCUACCAUGGAGACUCUCACCGUCCUGGGCCGUCCGCAAACGGGGAACUGUGCACCUCUGACGCCAGAAGACCCGACCGGUCGUGUCCAACCUGCAGCCUGGCCCAGCCUGCAUCGGGCGUCCCCUACCAGUCCUUCGGACAGCCACGGCGUGAGGGCAGAGCCGUGGAUAAGGCGACCGGCAGCCACGGUCAGUGUGUGACCAGCGUGGGUAUUCAAGUAGAAGAAAAGCCUGUCUCCUUCAGCAAGAAGUCGAGAGACAACCACUGUGGUCCAGAGGAGCCUCGGCGUCCGUCAGGUCGGCGUCGAUGGGACGAUGGGGGUGCCUCGGACCCGACAGAGAGUGACGCUCCCGCCCGGCGGAGAGCUAGGUGGGAGGUGGACCGUCAGAGGUCACCGGACGGCCGCCGCGGCCGUCGGUGGGCGGCGCGGGUGGACCGGGACUCCUCGGAGGACAGGUCGCCGUCCUCACGGGCGGAGGACGCUGAGAGGGAGGAGCGUUCCCGGGAGCUGACCCAGCUGCGGUCCGAGCUCGGGGAGAGCAGGGCACACGUGGCUGAGCUGCAGAGCUCUCUGAGCGAGACGGCGCGCCGGGCCGCCGAGAGACAGGACCAGAUGGAGGCGCGGGUGGCCCAGCUGACGCGGCAGCUGGCGAAGCUACAGCUCAGUCGGCAGCUGACGGCUCUGGGCGCGGCGGACGGCGGCGGCGGCCGCUCCAGGCGAGCCUCUGCUCUGGGGGCGGCCCUGGACCACCUCACGGCCACAGAGGAGGAGGAGCUGGUCCAGGGCGGGAUGGUGACCUCCACCCCGCGCCGGGUGCAGUCGGAGGCGAGACUGACCCGACACCAGGCUGUGAGCGGAGGGGGACAGUCGGACACCCCGGCGCCGGCCCCGCGCCGCUGCCAGUCCGAGGAGGUGAAGGUGAACAGACCGAGCGACGGUCGGCGGCGCGGCGGCGGCGGCCCGCGCAGGGCUCACUGCUCGCGGCGGGUAUUCCCCGAGGCGGCUGAGUCGGGGGUGUUCCCGGACUGGCGACUGGGAGAGGCGUCGGACGUCGAGCCGCCGCCCACCGACCGGUCUGAGCCCACCUCCUGCUCAGAGCCGCCGCCGCCGCGCGCAGAGCCGCCGCGGGCGCAGACACGUCGUCUGCAGGCGCUGGAGCUGGCGCACGCAGAGGCCACGCUGCGCCUGUCUGAGGAGCAGGAGCGUUCAGCCCGGCUGGAGCAGCAGACUCAGGAGCUGCGGGCGCGGUGCCGGGAGGCGCGGCGGCCGCCGCCGACCCCGCGCUCUCCGGGCCUGGAGUCGGCGCUGCUGUCCCAGCUGCGGCGUCUGCAGGAGACGGUCGGCCAGGAGCAGGAGCGGCGCGGCCUGCUGGAGCUGGAGCUGGAGCGGCUGAGCGCCGGCAGUGACGCCGCCAGCGCGCGCGUCAGUCGCCAGCUGGAGCGGCUGCUGUCGGAGCUGCGCCACCGCCCGCCGGCCGGGCCGCCGGCCAGCCAGACGGAGCUCCGGCGACUGAUCGAAACGGAGUUCGAGGGCGAGGCGCGGCGCCGCGAGCACCUGGCCGAUGACCUGGCCGACACGCGCCGCCUGCUGACGGAGCAGAUGGUGCGACUCGGCGCCGCCGUCUCCGCUCGCGAUAAGAGGGAGGAGACGUUCGUUCAGCAGUGUGAGCAGAUUCAGCUGCUGUCGGCGCCUUCCACCCGGCGCUCCAUCGCGUCGCCGGUCAAUGAGCGCCCGGUGGGGCCGGGCGGCCACCGGUCGACAGUGCGAGCCGCCGACCUGUCAAUGGACGCACAGCGCAUCGUGCCGCUGCUGCCGGAGCUGCGGGAACCGGCGGCGCUGCCGGACUUCAAGGCGCUGGCGAGCAGUGUGGUGGCGGUGCGGCCGGCCCCCUGUGCCACCAGCUCCCCCGGGGAGUCCGUACGCCAGCCGUCAGCCGAGCUUUCCCGUCGGAUACGACACGAACUGGACCAGAGUAUCCGCCGCCACCUGACCGACGACCAAGAGUGGCACCGUGGCGGCAGCAGGGGCGGAUCGGUGAGCUCGGUCACACCCCGCUCUACCAGCACGGUUCACGCCAAUGACGAGGACGCCGUAAACCGAUCCAGGAAGGACUACCUGACCACCGUGGUCAAUCUCUACAGCCUCUGAACAGCUGCGAGAAAACCCGAUAGCUGUGGUCAAUCUCUACAGCCUCUGAACAGAUGCGAGAAAACCCGACAGCUGUGGUCAAUGUCUACAGUCUACAGUCUGCAGACUGUACAACAUUUACAGUCUGCAGACUAAUGACCUGUAGAUGUUGACGGUACGGCAGUGCCCGGGAAGAUAAAUACGUAGAGAAUGUCUACAUUAUAUCUGCGGUCUGCAGCCUCGAACAGUUCGUAAAAGGUUAUUCGAUGAUAAGUGGUCAACAGCCACAGUCUGCAGCGUACGAUGGUUCUGGGUAAAGUGGCUACACAGUGCCCAGCUUUAAAGACCCUGGGAGAGACUACCAAACCUUCGUUGGAAAGACUGCGCCUACUACAAGCUUUGUCUACAGUUGGGCAGUCAAACGUGGGCUGACCAGUCAAUGGUCGCCUUUGUCUGCGGUUAUCAAGUGCAGUCAUGGAAAGUAUCGCGCCAUGUCUGGUGAUUUAAAGCUCAUGUUUCCUAAAAGAAAUGAAUGCAUCUAAAAAAAUAGAAUAAUGGACGAAGGAGUGACCUCUCGGAUUUUGACAUAAAAGCUACAAAUGAGCUUGCCAUGGCCAAAGUCAUAUUCAUAGUUUGUUUGGGUUUCUGUGAAAUCAGUGCCCUGCUUGUGUAUUUUCCCACUUCCCAGAGCUAGCCUACAGUCAGUUCUACAUAUAUAAUGCACUUGCGUAUUCUAGUCAUAUGUCUAUUGCCUUAUCAUGUGCCACUUUUCAAACUGGUAUCUGUUUAUGUUGGGUUCUAAGAGAGGCGCAUUUUGCGGUUCGCAUCUUCGUCAGUGUCUGUGGUCACUGAUGCGGUUGGUGACCACGGAAGUCCUACCGAGCUGGGGCCCCAGAUCCUUCAGUAUUUUGAUUUGUGAAUCACUCUUCUGAGCUGUGACUAAGAGCUUGUCAUAACUAGUCACUGCUACCGCUAUCAGGUCACUGUGUAAGCGGUAGUGACAGCAAAUCUUGUCUUAGGGGUGGGAAGGGGAAGCGUAGUAACUUAGUAAGUGAGAACCCACCACCCACCACACCGGCGUUAUGAUCGCCUACUGGGUCAGCACUGCGUGAUGUUUCCACACCCCACGUGUGUAUGUAACGUGAUCUCGCUGUGUGCCGCGGGCCUGGACUGGGGUGAAGCGUGCGGGUAUCGUGAUCUGGGACCAAACAGCGUACCUGAGCAGUCCAACUGCCGGCUGGCCACACCGAGCGAUGAGGGGUGCGCAGAUGGCAGCGGCCGACUUUUUAGCACUGUGUGUCGCACUGUGGGUUUCCAAUGUUUGCGCUCUUGUGCUGUUCACGGCUUUUGGGCUAGACUACACCGGUCGGUAUUGUGUUACAUUUUGUGUUACUUGCGAACGAAGUGCAUUUCGCUCUAGUCAGUUCCGUCCAGAACUAUUUUCAAAACGCACAUGAAUGUUUAUGUGAAUAAUACAUAUAUUUGCAUAUAAAAAUGUGUCUUAGCACGCU